AUGGCUCCCGCAGCAGCUGGUGCGAAGAAGCAGAAGAAGAAGUGGUCCAAGGGGAAGGUCAAGGACAAGGCUCAACACGCCGUUAUCCUCGAUAAGAGCACUUCAGACAAGCUUUACAAGGAUGUCCAGUCCUACCGUCUCGUGACGAUCGCCACCCUCGUCGACAGGCUCAAGAUCAACGGCUCGCUCGCCCGGAGGUGCCUCAAGGACCUGGAGGAGAAGGGGCAGAUCAAGCAGGUCGUGGGACACAGCAAGAUGAAGAUCUACACUCGUGCCGUUGGCGCUGCCGAGUAA
Molecule: messenger RNA, 294 nt
Organism: Chaetomium globosum CBS 148.51
Lineage: Eukaryota; Fungi; Ascomycota; Sordariomycetes; Sordariales; Chaetomiaceae
Product: 40S ribosomal protein S25
Exons: 3
Coding region: 1-294 (97 amino acids)
Cellular component (GO): cytosolic small ribosomal subunit
Molecular function (GO): structural constituent of ribosome
Source: RefSeq, a predicted model, not a curated record